AUGGCGAUGCGGUGUGGUGGCCGUGCGGCCGCGCCAUGCCGUGCCUGCAAGCCAUCCCGAAACUCCGCUGUCCUCGUGAGCGCAAAGUCAACGUCCUCGAACGCUGCAACGACAGCUAAAGGAGGACGCAUCACCGGUCGUGCACCAAAGCUAGCGGACCCUGUGGACUUUGAAUCCGUGGGUUUCCGCUUUGACCCAGCGAACAACAGGUGGCUUCGCGAUGAUCGGUUCGCGGGCAAGUUUGACCAAACAUUGGCCACGCCCAAAAGCGGCACACCGUACGUGGUGUGGCCCGCCAUUCACACGCUGCUGGUCAGCAAGGGCCUUCGCAGCGUCACUCCGGAAGAGGGCACCAGCUUCUGGGACACCGUCAAGAAGGCGGCCAUGGCCGUUGGGUUCGCCAUGCGGGCUACCGAGCGCGACCCCGACUACCAGACGAAGGCGCUGUCAGUGCUGAAGAAGAACCAAAAGGUCGUCCUCAUGUGCGCUAUUGGGGGAACGUUGGAUACGCUGGUCGACCUCCGGAAGGGCGUCAAGCCCGCCAUUCGCGACCCGGAGCGCGCCUUCGGUCGGGAAUCUCGGUCUCUGAAGGCCGCGUACGAACUAAUUAACGCGGGUUGGAGCGCCAACAACAUGUUUUGGCUGGAGGGGGGCCUCCAGCAGUGGCGGUUCCGAGGACUACCCACAGAGGGGACCAAGGCGUGA
This is a messenger RNA of Volvox carteri f. nagariensis, 705 nucleotides long. RefSeq lists its product as uncharacterized. The transcript is spliced from 7 exons. Bases 1 to 705 code for a protein of 234 amino acids. NCBI's taxonomy places the organism in Eukaryota, Viridiplantae, Chlorophyta, Chlorophyceae, Chlamydomonadales, Volvocaceae. The record is from RefSeq and is a predicted model, not a curated record. Gene Ontology annotation, cellular component: chloroplast.